GUGAGAAUGCAGGAAGAGACCGCUUUUCUGAACAAGAGAAUUAUCUCUCAAAUAGGGAUGCCACCAGUUCCUGAAAGUUCCAGUGCAGCAAUUCCUCCUUUUCAAGAUACUGUAUGCAAUUUACAACAAAGGACAGAACCAUCUGUAGGACAACAGGCAAAGGACAUCAAUUUAGCUGCCCAGAGUGAUGGUUCAGUUGAUGCCAUCUACAAAGCAGUGGUAGAUGCUGCAGGCAAGGGGAUGCAAGUAGUCAUCACCACGGCGGUUAACAGUACCACCCAAAUGAGCCCUAUUCCAGCUCUGAGUGCCAUGAGUGCCUUUACAGCCUCAAUUGGUGAUCCAUUAAAUCUUUCCAGUGCUGUCAAUGCAGUAAUACACGGACGGAAUAUUGGCAUUUCUGACCAUGAAGAUAGAGCAAGGAACAUUGCAAGGGGGGCACGAUUAUUGAAGAAUUCGGAACACCUUAAAAAUUCCAGCGAUGGGGAUAGUUUGGAAUAUUAUAAACCAACAGGUUGCAACACACCAAAAAAACAGUGGGAAGGGGAGCAGAGCCCUGGAGGGGAGAUGAACCGAUGGAAAUGCGAGGAGGUUUUAGAUCAUUCGUCCCAUAUCCUCAGUAGCCCUUGCCACGAAAGGUCCAACAAUAUUUCCACAUUGCCAUUAGUCCAAGGCAAGCAACACCCAGUAUUAUUACCCCAACGAAAUUGUCACAGCGAUAAGAUGGUGGAGGAGAACUUCAGGUAUAGCAAUUACAAAAGAACUAUGAUGAGUUUUAAAGAGAGACUCGAGAACACUGUGGAACGAUGUGCGCACAUAAAUGGAAACCGGCCUCAACAGAGCAGAGGGUUUGGAGAGCUGCUGAAUCCUUCUAAGCAAGACCUAGGCGUGGAUGAACAGUCUCCAAGUUCCUCCAAUAGUUUUGAAAAUUCUCUGAUUAAAGACUACAUCCAUUACAAUGGAGACUUUAAUGCCAAAAGCAUUAAUGGGUGUGUGCCUAGUCCUUCAGAUGCUAAAAGCAUCAGUAGCGAAGAUGACCUAAGGAAUCCUGAUUCCCCAUCUUCAAACGAGUUGAUACAUUACAGACCAAGGACGUUUAACGUUGGGGACUUGGUCUGGAGCCAAAUUAAAGGACUGUCGUCUUGGCCUGGUAAAUUAGUGAGAGAAGAUGAUGUUCGCAACUCAUGUCAACAAACCACUGAGGAUGGGAAGGUGGAACCUGACAAGUUGAAAACACUAACAGAAGGUCUGGAAGCCUACAACCAUGUCCGAAAACGGAAUAGAAAAAGUGGGAAGCUAAAUAACCAUUUAGAAGCUGCUAUCCAUGAGGCCAUGAGUGAACUUGACAAAAUGUCUGGGAAUGUGCAUCAGAUUCCACAGGGAGACAGACAGCUGAAGCCUCCAAAACCCAAGAGGAGGAAGAUCUCUAGAUAACAUUGAAUGUCUUUGUUACUGAUCUGGCUCUUACAUAACAUGCACAUAAUUUUCAUAUAUAUAGAUAUAUAUAUAUAUAGAUAUAUAUAUAUAAUCACCACAAGGUGCUAAACAAAACAGUGGUACAGUAUUCUUAUUGCUAAAGAGGGAGAAGUUAAUCCAGAUCUUCUAAAGAUUGAAGAGUGUCUAUAAAUCCUUUUUUUCUAUAAUACUAAAAUUGUGAUUAUAAAAUUAUAGUCCAAAUGUUUCUGCAAAAUUUUCAUUAUGUACAUAGAUAAAACAGAAUUUCAUGACGAUAUCUGAAAUGUAAAUAGUGUACUAUUGUCAUGUACAAGCAUACCUAAUGCACACUUUAUCUUUUAUUGUACAAAAGAAUAGUGUACAAAAUUCUUUGGUUUCUAUUGAGUACACAUACAAGAGACUACCAAUGUAAAGUGAUAAAUAAAAAUACAGCCUAAAUGCUUUUAUAUAAUAAUGUAAAAAAUGCUGUUUUUGUAUUUAACAGCAGUGAAAAGGCAUGAUUAUGUAAUCCCCUAAUUAUGACAUAACACUUUUUGCCACUGAGUGUUCAUUUAUAGUGUCUGUUUGGAAUGAACCUGGCCUGGAAGUACUGUACUCCAUUUUGGGUCCCUGUAGGAGAGUGAAACCUUGCAGAUUCCUAAUGGGAUGUGGGAUCAUAGGUCAAAUUAAGAUAUCAAAAGCUGCAACUACCAGUUGCAUGGUUGUUGUUUUUUUAAUUGAGUUUUAAAUUAUAGUAUUGUAGAUUUUUUUAAUUAAAAAUAUUUAGAUAGACUAUUGAGUCAGCUUUAACAGAAUUUCCUAGCUACCCGCUUUGAAAUCAGAAACAUAUCAGCAUUCAUUUUUACUACCUUCCCCCCCCCAAAGCUUUUAACAAAGCCUAAAGUAGCUAUUCCAAUUUAUUUAAGCAAAGAACACAGUUUUUAUUAAAGUAUGAGAGCAAUAGCCCAAUUGAUGGAUUCAUUGUUGUUGCUAAUUGUUAGCAGUAAGAUUACAAUUUAGCAAAAACGUGUUCCUAAAUUAACUAAGGGAUUCAGUGACUAGUUGUCCUUGGAUAUUUUUACUGUAUUCAGUGGACUGGAUGAGCGUAAGCAGUUACUGAAUUCCCCUGCCUGCCAAUACCAACAGCAUUUUCCUUAUUAAUACUAAAGGUUAAAGGUGGCUUGCUAACCUAUUAGCGGCAGUGGCCAGGAUCCAAAGGACUCCACAGCUAGUUCAGUGCACCUAUAAGAUUUUUCAAAGUAUCUUUUGAACAAAAUCUCCUUUUUCCCAGUUUGGAGAUUACCAGCGUUCUUGAACCAUUGGCAACUUUCAAAACAAUUCUUUCCAAUACGGUGGAGUUCUUGUUUGAGAAAGGUAGCAAUUAGUUCAAGCCCGGUUGAAACAAAUCCAAGUCCUUGAAUGGACCUAAGGUAGUUCUUUGGAUCCCAGCCAGUGAUUUUAUCAGUAUUAUGUAACAUAUCAGAUUUAUUUUAUUUAAUAAGAAUUAUUUAUACCAUUAACAGAUUCGUAUAUAUAAAUAUAUAAAUAUAUCUUUAUAUAUAUUUAUAUUAAUGUGGCAGAAAUGUGCAGGUUGAAUCUAUUAACCAGAUUAUUUAUGUUAUGUUAAUUUUGAAAGAAAUGUGAAGCAUAUAUGUUAGAAUAUGAUAGUACACUACAGAUACAUGAACCUGAAGCUGUGAGGUUUCUCAAAAUACCCAGUGUGUACCUUUGAAAGAAAUUAUAAUGCAGUUUCAUUUUUAAUAUGGGUGCUGCAUAUAAUGGCAGUGGCCUUCCCCUCUUUUCCAAGUAUCCCAAUUCACUCUGCCUAGGCCCAAGAUGGAGUCUCCUGAGGACUACCUGCUACCUCUUCAUCUAGGAGCCACCGUUGUAUCUCAUCCUGGAACGUCAUUCCUUAAAAUGGCCUAGUUACCUCUCCUAGCAAAGAUUACUGGUAAUCAGCAGUAUCCAAGACUGAUGACAAUAAGUUUAUAACCAAAAUGUAGUGCUUAUAUGAAAAGAACUUAUCACCUGCCCAAGUUCAUGUUCUCUGGGCCCCACUCCACUUUCCAUGUGAAAUGAGCCCCAGAGGACAACAGCUUUCGGGAAACAAUUCCCCACACUCACCCAGUCAGUUCUCCUUCCCAAUACACAUGACUCUAGCAUGCAGCUAGAUCACCUCCUCUCAUCUGGACAGCUCUUAUUCCUUUGUCCACACCCCAGUCUGAGGGAAUGCAAUUAAUCACACUAAGCUACAGUGACCUGGAGACAGGAAUUCUUCCACCUUCUAUCUGAUGGGUAGGUUCAUUGUGUCUUCUAUGUGAUGGCAGGGUAGUCUCCACAAUCCUACAUGAAAGCUCAUUUGAAAUGAUACUUUGUGUAGAUCAGUUAGCACUCUUUUAUUUUUAUUUUAUUUUUUUGUUACUAGUUGAUGUGUUUGUUAUGUUUAAAGAGUUAAUGUUGUCCAUUUUUCGUACCAGCCGGCUUUCUGCUCGUGUCUAAACAGAUGUUUCUAUUCAUGAAUACUCAUGGGUGUGUGUAUGGGUGGAUGUGUGUUUAUAUUUAGUAGUUUUUUAAAGAUUCUUUUUUGUCCCUAAAACUGAAUUUGUAUUGACCAACCCUUCUUUUGACAUUUUUAACUAAUUAGGUUUGUACUCUUUUCUCACCAAUGUAUACUUUACAUUAGUAGACUAUGUAAAGUAUUUUUGUGCACUCGAUUUCAUUGGUUAAUAUUGGCAUUGAUGUGGGUGCUAGGAAUAGUUUGUUUCAGUCCAUACAGAUUUUUCCCUCCUUUUUAGAGUUUUUAUGGUUUUAUGUAAGCAGUUGAUGUAAAUAUUGUGAGCAUUACAGGUCAUGCAGUGUUGUAACAUUUUUAAAAAUGUUGCACAUACUUUACAAUUAAAAAGCUGGUCGCUCGUACUUGAAUUUGCCCAUAGAGCCAUUUCUUUCUCUUUGCAUUAAUGCAUAAAUGACUUCUUUUUUUAAAACAAACAAACAAACAAACUCAAGGCCCAACCCUAUGUUUUUGUUGUUGUUAUUGUUUAACAAAUCUAUAUUUUUCUAACAGAAGAUUUUAACAUUUAAAAUGUUUUGCCACCAUUCUAAUUUAUAAUAAUAAGCUCCUAUAUUUAGAGAAUGGGGGAAAAUACCUUCAUUUGCAAAGGUAGAAAACAAACUCAAGGCCUGAUUCUGUAACUUGGCACGAUGCAGAACCAGUGAAAUUGGGCCCCAUAAGAUGACUAGCCUCUCAUUAGCUCAAUUAGUGGAUGUUUGUGUGGUGUUUUGAGGAUAUAAAGUGGUAACUAUCCUCAUGUGUCUAUUUAUUUAUUUAUUCUUGGUCAAUUGUGAUAAAAAAUUAUAUAAAAUCAAAGAAAUUAU
Molecule: messenger RNA, 4806 nt
Organism: Thamnophis sirtalis
Lineage: Eukaryota; Metazoa; Chordata; Lepidosauria; Squamata; Natricidae
Source: RefSeq, a predicted model, not a curated record